GUUGAAAGCAAAUUGAAACCUUGGAUUUCACUAUUUGCCAGAUAAAGUGUUGAAAUAAAUAACAAAGCCGAAUCGGAAAAUAUUGUAUACCCUAUACAUAUGGCUAUACGUAAAUAUUGUUCAGUAAGAAUAAACAGUGAAUACAACAGUAAAUAAGUCCCCAAGGUGUAUAUUGCUGAAAGUUCGCAAAAAUACAAAAAACGUUGAAAAAGCAAACUGAAAACGUGUGUUUAAAGAAGUUAAAAAACGUAUUUUCUUGCGUGAAAAAAGUUGAAGUGUCACACUCGCAGCUCCACUAAACAACCGGUUGCUUUGCCGCUGCUAAAUAACGAAAACACUGAUGAGAGCCUCUGAAAUUACUAACUAAAAGUGUCAUAAAUAAAUUAAUUAGCAAAAGUAAGUGCAAACAUUUAGCACACACUGUGUAUUUUUGGCAAGUUCUAUGUUUGAGCAACAAAAUUAGCAAUUUGUUUAGCUGCUUACCACACCGCCAUUUUCCAAUGAAAAUCGAGACAUCAACCAGCAGCAAACUUCCAAACGCAAAAUUUACAAAAUACAAAUUUUCAUUGUUAAAUUAAAAUAAUAACUAAAUAAAUAUUACCAAGUGCAAUAAUGCUCUAACACGCUCAAAAAUAAAGUGUCAUUGCCGCCGCUCUUGCUAAUACAACUUGGCAAGGAAUAAGCACAAAAGUCCGCGUGCAAACAAAGAAAUCUCAUUCCAAUGUUGUCUUGUCUGGUGCCGUCGUCAUCACGUUUUGGCCAAGAGGAUAAUAUAAUAAACCAAAGUAUGCCAUCAUCACCAGCGUUCGCCGUGCAAUUUCCCUCAUUGGCAUCCAGUUUACACCAUCCACACCACCAAAACAGUUCGAAGAGCAGCAGUAACGCUGAGGAGGAGAACACCUCCAUGCCGGGUCCGAUUUCACCACACACAGAUUUUAUGGUGAAAUGCCCCAAGCGACUAGGGUUUCAGUCUUUGAGCGAACACAUCGCCUGCGAACAUCCACAUGAGACACUUAAUUCAGAACAUGUUCCAUCCAGUCUUGCCUACCACCACCGCAAUCACCACCAUCAGUUACACAACCACCAACAGCACCUUCACCAACUCCAACAAUCUUACGCACAAGAUAGCAUCGUCGAUAUUGACGACGAUAACGAGGAUAACGACGACAACAGCAGUAAUAGCAAUAGCAACAGCAGCAAUAUAAAGUUUACAAAUUCGCCAAACCAAUAUAGUAAUAACAACAACGAUAGCAAUAUUAAAAAUAAUAACAAUAGUAUUACAAAUAUUGAAUACGAGCGUCGUUCACCGGCAACACCGGGCGCUACCAACCACAAUUCCACCAACACCGCGCUCAACAACUCCAACUCACCCGAUACCAAGCCAAGCAAACAGCAACAGCAAACAAAUAUGAUACCAAAUGUCACGCCCACCGUCUCGCCCACACCACCGAACGAUCUCAGCGCUGCCACAUCGCCAUUCGCCGCAGCUGCGGCCGCGGCGGCAGCAGCAGCAGCCGCUGCACAACACCAACUACCGCCUUUACCGCCACAUCUCACACAUCCGCAUGGCAUGCAUCCUCAUCUGCCAGCUGCGGCGCAACUAAUGGCUGCCAUGGCCGCGAUGCAAGCGCAGCAGCAGCAAAACGGUGCGAACAACGGCUUGCAUAACGGCGGUAUGGGAGCUGGUGGAGGUGGCGUCGGUGUGGCCUCCAAUCCAACUGCACACACCUCACCCACCAGCCAGUUGCUGGCCUUGGCCAACAACGGACAUCAUGCGGCCGCGCAUGCGCUGGCGGGCAGCCACAAUGGCGGUGGUGCCGGUAGCGUCUACGACAUGGACGCGGCGCGCUCAACCUCAAGCCCCGGUUCAAUCGGCGGCAGCGAACCUGCCUACCACUGCGUACAAUGCCCAGCGACAUUCCAGACGCGCGAACAGCUGGAGAAGCACGAGGUGCUGCAUUCGCCCAGUGCGCAGACGCAAACGUCAAACCAAAAAACGAAAAUCAGUGCCUAA
Bactrocera tryoni is the source of this 2014-nucleotide messenger RNA. RefSeq names its product zinc finger protein 1-like. The transcript is spliced from 4 exons. The coding region runs from base 722 to 2014 and encodes 430 amino acids. Lineage: Eukaryota; Metazoa; Arthropoda; Insecta; Diptera; Tephritidae. The record is from RefSeq and is a predicted model, not a curated record.